UGGAGACAAUGAAUACAUCUCUUUGAAAGGACAACAAUCAGGGCACAUGUUAAAACACACACCUAAAAUAGCUAAUAACAAAAGAGAACACGUCAGUCUGCUCUCCCAAAAGGCACUCCCUGUUAUUUUUAUGCAGGAACGUCAUUAUCUUUGGUAUUGUUUUGUAAAUAGUCCCGGAUUUCAUAAUGAACAUAAACUCCUCUUUCGUCACGAGACAGUCAGAGAGAGCUGCUGAAAAACAGCACACAGAGCUGAUAUGACACUGGCCAGUGUUUAAACUAGUCAGGUUUAAAACACAGUUAUUCUGUUCUUCCUGGAAAAAGCUUAAUCAUUUGGAAAUUUAUAAUAGUUUUAUUUAGCUUUGAAUGAGCAGAAGUGGAUAAAAUGCCGGCUGGGACAUCUGCGUCUCUCUGCCAGAUUUUACUGUCUGUCUGCCUCCUGUUUGCCUCUACAGAUGGGAAAAUUAUCAGAGCUGAGCCUGGACAGGACGUCACUCUGCCAUGUCAAACUCCAAACAUCAGCGUGCCCAUCAGAUCUGUGGAGUGGUUCAGACUUGACCUGCAGGAAGGACAUGUCCUUACAUACCGGGGUGAGCAGUUUAUUUCAUUGAACCAGCUUCCAUCGUUUGUGAACCGGGUGGAUCUGAAGGACAGACGGACGAAGGACGGAGACGUGUCUUUGAUUCUGAAGGAUGUGACGAGUGACGACACUGGAACAUUUCAGUGUUACGUCGUCCAGAGAGGAACAAAUGGCAGAAAAAGCAUUUUUGAAUAUAUCAGCACCGUCUACCUGAGAGUUGUUCCUCCAGGUCAGACAGGAGGACACAGGAAACGUGAAGGGAACGAGGAUGUAUCCUCUGGAUUGGACUUUUGUUUAACAGUUAGUGUUAUACUUGUUACACUAGCUCUUGCUUUUUUUAUGACCUUGACAAUACCCAAAACACAGGAGAAGAAGAUUUGAUUCAGCCAUCAGAUGACUCGACAGGUGAGCCUUAAGUCACCUACCCACUAAACAUUGGACAUCGGAUAGACGUCCAUAUUAUGUCUAUAUUGGGUCCAUUGGCACAUGACCAAUUCUGGACAUCUAUAUAUCCAAACUAGGUCCACAACUUGAACAUUAAAACACUAGAUUUCAGUAGACAUCGAAAAAAAAGACCUCACCUGGUGUUAAAUGGCAGAUAAAAGUCACUCCGAGGUCAAUUUGCUCAGUGGGUCGCUAGCAGCAGUGAGUUGUAGAUGUCUAACAGAUCUUGAAUUUAUUUAGUGUUUCUUCAGAAACAUUAUUAAAGAGAUUAAAAAAUAAAUAAAUGAAAUUAAGUGUUUUCUUUUCCAAGAUUGUUUCGCUGUUAAUAAGCAGUAAUUUCAAUCAAAGAUGGAUGUAAUCAAGUCUUCAUAGAGCAGCCAGUCCCAAAUGACUGCUACAAUCCAUUUUCACCAAAAGUUAUUUUUUAUUUCCAGAAUUAUUUCUAUCAUUAUGUUUUCAUUUAUCAAUUUGAUAAUUUACUUUUUUGGGAAGCAGUGUGUGAAACCUAAAAAUGUAUGAUCACAUACAUCAUGUUGAAACAGGAUUUCUACAUGAUCUAGUUCUCAUUUGUUUUGUUUCUACGCUGUACAUACAGCCUGGUAUAUAUUUAUUUUAGGAGUGUUGGGAUUAAAUAAUUUGCAGUGCCUCAAUAAUGCUAUGCUUUUAUUAAUAAGUGUUAUAAAGUUAUAUAGAGUAGUAUUAAGUGGACACAGCCCUGAAAAAUAAAGGUAUGACACCAUGUGUCCUUGGGGAGUAGAAAGCUGCAGACUCUCGCCCAUGCAUGCCUGGGAAAAUGUAGAUAAGAGUGGAAAGUUACUGAGACACUGUUGUUUAGACUAGAAUGAGAGAGCUUCUGUAAUAAAACUGUUAGUGUCAUGCAGGAUGCAUUUCCCUUCUAGAAGUAAUGUGAAAGAGAAAUAAAGAGUUAAAUGGUCUCAGUGUAGCACUGAGCAGUGUUUUGUCUUCCAUCGGAUGCCUCUGAGGAAUCAAAAGAACUCGGUUAAGUGUUGAUAUUUAUAUUUACAGGAGAUGGUGGAACAUGUUUGGUUGUCACUGUCAGACGUUGUGUAUUGUUGCAUGUGUUCACAGAUAAAGAGAGUUUACAAAGUGAAUAAUAAGCAGGUUAAUCAGUGUUAGUGCGACUGCUCAGAUAUAUUAUUGAAGCUGCAGAGCAGGAGGAUUUAGUUGUAAGUUACACUGUAUGUAAAAGGGACCAACAUACAGUCAUUAUUUAGUAAAUUUGUACCUAAACAAACAAGAUAACCAGAUGGGUUAAAAUAUCUGAACCUGAGUUAACGUUGUGUUUUUAUGUGACAACAAGAUGACGUGUACAUGGACAGAAAAAGAUGGUGAAAUUCUGUUUAAUAAACAAACGAGGAAGAGCUUGCAGACUGAACACAACUCAUGUCUCCUGCUCCAGUUUUUCUGUAUAACACAGGUCCAUCUGAAGCCCUGCAACAGCUACAACGAGCUCUCAUGUUCCCUGUUUUUCAUGAAAACAUGACAAAAUGUCAACAUUUGAUACUUAUAAAAAUCCAGUUUUGAUUUAUUUAAGAAAUGCGCCCUACUCACAUGCCCAGCACAAAACAAUAAAA
Molecule: messenger RNA, 2618 nt
Organism: Oreochromis aureus
Lineage: Eukaryota; Metazoa; Chordata; Actinopteri; Cichliformes; Cichlidae
Product: CD226 antigen-like
Exons: 3
Coding region: 385-960 (191 amino acids)
Source: RefSeq, a predicted model, not a curated record